This is a messenger RNA of Juglans regia (Persian walnut), 600 nucleotides long. RefSeq names its product transcriptional regulator SUPERMAN-like. The transcript has a single exon. The record is from RefSeq and is a predicted model, not a curated record. Bases 1 to 600 code for a protein of 199 amino acids. NCBI's taxonomy places the organism in Eukaryota, Viridiplantae, Streptophyta, Magnoliopsida, Fagales, Juglandaceae.
AUGGAGAGGCCCUACUCGAGCAGUGGUAUGGUGAAAGGAAAUAGUGGUUCUAACAGCUUCCAGUUUGAAGAAGAUCGUUCAUGCCGAACUUCUUGGCUUGCAAAACAGCACUACACAUGUAGAUUCUGCAAUAGGCAAUUCAGAUCUGCUCAGGCUCUUGGGGGUCAUAUGAAUGUUCAUAGGAGGGAUAGAGCUGCAAGGCUGAGAUUCUUACCUUCAUCUGUUUCUGAAUCCCAGAACCCUAAUCAUGUUUUUGCCUCAUCGCCUUCAUCUUCUUCAGCUAAGUUCCUACUGCACACAGAUCGUUGCUUGCCUUCUUUAUCACUCAUUACUUCAUCUUCACCGUCAUCGGCUUCAUUUAAUGAAGAGAAGAAACUCGUAAUAAGUUUACCUCGAGUCGAUCCCUUGAGUCCUCAAGGGAAGGAUAUUACAAAUAAGAGACGGAUCAGAAGUGUUCUAGGGUUUCAAGGAUUGAACGUUUUUACGCAGAAAGAUGAGCCUACGGUUUGCAGGAAGGAAGGCAUAGUUAGUUUGGACUUGGAGAUUGGCUUACUGAAAGACCAGAAGGAAGAUCUGGAUUUAGAGCUUCGACUUGGUUGA